AUGUUGGCCAAAACUCCACCUCUCGGGAAACCCGACUUCAGCACUGCAGAAAUUGCAUCGGCGGUCGACGAUCUUCCAAUCACCAACUCGCGCGUUGGUCUUUAUGCUUACCUCAAUGCAGCACUGGGUGCGAGACCUCUGACAGACGAUAUGUCGCUGUUCAACUAUCUACAUGCCAAGUACCAGAACGAUACACAAUCUCUGGUUUCGGAUCUGAUCAUCUCUUCUUUCGACGUCCUGGCCAAUGCUUUGCAACAAAGUCAAUCUCAAAAUCACAUACUCUGCUAUCGCUCAUUCAUUGCCAAUAAGUUGCCUCUGCUGAUCACAACUUUGUCGGGGUCUUUCGCGCCAAUGACGUCUCAAGUCUACAUACAAAUGGCUUUGAGGCGAGUUGAUGUUCAUCCAUUCCCACCAUUGUCGUCUGAAGGCGACACUGCAAAAAAUGAGGUUCUCAAGAAGAGCCGGCAAGAUUUCGUACAGGCCUGUGUCAUGUUUCAACUUGGAGACGGGCAAGCUUUUCACUCGGUCAUGGGCGAACCGCCAGCUCAAGUCACGCCUCGUGUUACCAGAUACAACAGACAAUCUCUGACCCAACAAUGUAUUGCCAACAUACACCGCGUCGAAGAACUGGCUCGCGAGCUUGAGGGCAUGAAUGGCAAUGCAGGUGCGAUCUCAGGUGCGCUGGUCGACACCAUACAGCAUCUGUACACUGCAAAAGAGACCAUGUCUCUGCGGACAGUAUGUAAUGCCCUCUCUCGACAAAUGCCUCUGAUGGACGUCAUUUUCCAAUACGCCCAACCUGCAGAUGUGCUUUCCCCUCUCUGCAGUCUCUUGAACGAGUGGACGCACGACGAGGAUCAGAGUGAAUUCCAACCGCCUUACGAGGAGUUUGCGUCUAUCCUGCUGCUUGUUCUGGCUAUCAAUCACCGGUAUCAGCUGACAGAGGCUGAGUUCGGAACAUUUUUGCCUGACACAUUCAUAAUGAGAUUCCUCAGCAGCAUGUCUUCAAGUAUUCCUACUGGUGCACUUGAUGAUGACCAGUCAAAACAGCUCACGAAAUGGGUUCAAGGCCUGUAUGCAACAGACGAGCAGGGUGAGACGAAUGGUAUCAGUGAUGAGACCAUGUCACACUGUCCGCCUCAAUCCUUUUACCUGUUGGUUCCAACGCUGUUUGAGCAAAGUGUUCAAGCGUGUAAGCUCAUGGCUCUUGAUAUCAACACGUUGAAGGGCGGGCUGGAGUUCUUGCUCGAACCGUUCUUGCUGCCUUCACUGAUCGGAGGUCUUAGUUGGGCUACCAAACACUCCUGGGAAGACCAUGGUGACUCGGAGAUUCUGCUACAGAUGUUGCGAAAGCUGGUUCAACCUGACUCAAUCUCUGGUGACGCUAAAGCGAUGCACCAAACCAUCCUCGCCAUGGUCGCCAGAUCUUUGGCGACAUCUUUGCAAGAGCUGCAGCGAAGACAGCCGAAGCGCAAAGACGUCUUUCCACUCAUUGAGAUCCUCCAAUCUCAUCAGGACAGCCAGCGAUCGGGCAAGGGCAGUGCGGUCGAGCUGGCAGAGUGGUGUGCUACCCCCGAAGGUGGCUUGCGAGCUACCGUCCGCAGCAUCGUGCGUGGCCUGGUUCGAUGGUCUGGGCAGGGUAGUAUCAACACUAUGGCUUACAACUACAAACAUCAGACCAUCACUGUAGCGUUGGACAUGCUUGGAGCAGACGAGGUCUUGGCUGUGAUACUGAACGAACUCAUCGCGCAAACCCGGGCUGGAUCAGGUUCAGCAGCGCUCGAAGUCGCAACCGCUAUCAUUUGUGCACCUUCACCUUUGUCCGCCGCGCUAUCUCAGGCCAACGCUCUCAUGCAAUUUGACCAAGCGACUCCGCUCCCGAUCAGUCCGCGCCGUACUAUGCGUCAAGUGCUGCGAGCCAGACUCGAAGAUAACAAGGAGCUCCUUCGUAUGGAAACAGAACGCGUGGAAGCCCUCGUAAGACUUGGUCGUCGCGUUGAAGCGCAACUCGCUAUCCCAGCACAGCUUACCAUGCCAAUGACAAAUCUUGACCUGGGCGACAUGAACAUCACUAGUGCAGACAUGCAAAUAACAGGCGCGGACAUGCAUAUGACUGGGGAUACCACGACCGAGUCAGCGACUGCAGCAGUAGAUCCUGACUUUGCGGCUGCUAUGGAUCAAUCACUCCAGAUGGACGCGACCAAUAUCAGUGACCCCAACGCCAUGUCUCUUGAUAUGUCCAACGACCUCUUCAAUACUCAGGACAUGAACUUCGAUCUGACUGGUGCAUCUCAACAACACGGCAACGGCCAGAUGAGUAAUGAAGACGAUAUCUUUGCUGGUCUGGAGAUGGAUCUUGGGGGUGACGAUUUUGAUUUCUCCUAG
Molecule: messenger RNA, 2385 nt
Organism: Aureobasidium namibiae CBS 147.97
Lineage: Eukaryota; Fungi; Ascomycota; Dothideomycetes; Dothideales; Saccotheciaceae
Product: Med5-domain-containing protein
Exons: 1
Coding region: 1-2385 (794 amino acids)
Biological process (GO): regulation of transcription by RNA polymerase II
Cellular component (GO): mediator complex
Molecular function (GO): transcription coregulator activity
Source: RefSeq, a predicted model, not a curated record